UGGGCGGCCCCGUGGAGCGGCAUGGGCGGAGCUGCGUCAUGGCCGCCGGGCGCCUCCCGCCGGGCGCGCUCACCCUCAAGCAGUUCCUGAGGCGGCAGCAGGUCCUUGAGUUGUACCGCAAGAUCCUCCGUGCUAUCCGGGAGGUCCCUGCUGAACAGGAUCGCCGCUACUUAAAGGACUGGGCCAGGGAGGAAUUCAGGAGAAAUAAGGAUGCUACAGACGAGGAUGCAAUCAGGAUGAUGAUUACUCAAGGCAACAUGCAACUUAAGGAACUUCAGAGAACACUUAAGCUGGCAAAAUCCUGAUCUUAAUUUUGUUGACAGCCGGGAUUUUCUGCAAUAUUGCAAUGUUGACAGUUCGGGAUCUGCUGCAAAUAAGCACAGUGUUUUUUUUUUCCAGAAUCUGGUUAUAAUGGCAGCCUUUGCUGGCAUCCAGGUAAUAUUUGAAGGAGGAAUUUACCACAAAGGGAUGGUUUUUCCCUYUCACUAUCUGCUUCUCCAUUUGUCUACCCUCAGAAGUGGAAAUCACUUGGACACAAAGAACUUUAAAGAACUGCAUGGAUGAUGUAGAAUGUGGUGCAGGAGAAGCAGAAAGCACCAAAAAUUACAACUCUGUUUAUGCCAGUGAAAUGGAAAAUAAAUACAUGGAUUAUUAUGUCUGCUUUUUACUGUGGUAACUGUAAGUGGUAAUAUUCACAAUGACUGYUCUUCAUGUACUGUGCCAGGAUUUUCACCAAAAUUUGUGAUUAAAAAAAAAWUAGGAUAAAUAAAUGGGUGCAGAACAAACAAGCAU
Molecule: messenger RNA, 792 nt
Organism: Malurus melanocephalus (red-backed fairy wren)
Lineage: Eukaryota; Metazoa; Chordata; Aves; Passeriformes; Maluridae
Gene: LYRM2
Product: LYR motif containing 2
Exons: 3
Coding region: 39-305 (88 amino acids)
Cellular component (GO): mitochondrion
Source: RefSeq, a predicted model, not a curated record